AGCGCCCCGUCCGCAGCCUCGGGACGCGAGGCCCGGCGCCGCGCCGCCCGGCCGCCCCCCGCGGGGGCCCCCUUCAGAAGCAUGGCGGCCGCGCGCCUGCGGGACUUCGCCGCCGGCCGCGCGGAGCAGGCGCUCGGCUGCUUCGGCCGCGGGGAGUGGGCCGCCGGGCUGGCCAAGGCGCGCGCCGCGCUGGAGCUGCUGGAGCGGCAGGAGGAGGCCCUGCCCCCGUGCCUGGCCCCGGCGCUCGGCGGCGCCUGCCUGGCGCUGGCGGCGCAGGGGGAGCACGGGGGGGCGCUGGCGCUGUGGUGCCGCUACGCCGAGGUCAUCGCGGACGAGCGGCUGAAGGAGCAGCUGCUCCAGUUCUGGCACCAGGACUGCAACGCGCCGCGCCCCGGCGACCUGGUGCAGCUCUCCGGCAGCGGCGGCGCGCAGCUGGUCUGCGAGGCGGCGAGCCCGCUGCCGGCGCCGGGCGAGGAGCUGGACGCGGGCGAGGAGGACAUGACGCUGCUGACGGCGCGCCUGUCGGCGGAGCAGCGGCGGCACUGGGGCGAGCUCGUGGAGGAGCGGCCCGGGCUGUUCGGCCAGCGCAUGCGCUCCGACAACGAGGCCCGCUGGCGGCGGCUCUUCGGCGCCGCGGCGCGCCGGGGCGGCGCCGGGGUUGGCGCGGGCGCGUGCGCGGCCGAGGAGGACGCCGGGCUGCCGCUGGAGCAGACCUUCGUGGCCACGCUGCACGGGCUGGUCGCCGAGCUGCUGCCCGGCGCCCGCGCGCUCACGGUGGACCUGCUGGGCUGCCGGCCAGCGCUGGAGCUGGAGAGCCCGGACGCGGCGCUGGUGGCCCUGAUGCAGGCGCUCCCCGCGGGCCUGGAGCAGCUGACCGUGCGCAUGUGUGGGCCAGAGGUCAACUCCGACGACUGCCUCCGGUCGCACGACAUCGGCGGCGGCCGGCGGCUGCACCUGGAGCUCCGCCGCGGGCUGUACCACGACGCCUGGCCCGAGGCCGACGCCGACCUCGUCGUCGCCAUGAACGCGGGGGUGGGCGUCCCCCAGUACGCGACGAUGUGGGGCCCCACCCUGGACCUGCUCGCGCGGCGGCCCCGGCGCGGCCUGCUGGCGCUCACGUCGUACACGUCGGGCGAGCUGCUGCGCGAGGAGAGCCUGCUGCGCGCCCGCUGGGCAGAGGUGGUGGCGCUGGCGGAUGCGCCGUGCCUGGCGCAGGCGUUGGCCCCGCUGGUCGCCGCGGGGCCGCCGCCGUGGACCCUGCCCCGCGCCGCCGCCGCGGCGCGGGCCUCGGACGGCCGCGCGCUGGCGCUGCGGCGGGGCGACGCGGUGCUGCCGGGCGGCGAAGCUCUCCGAUGCUCCGGGUCCAGGAUGCCCGAGGCUCCGGGGAGAAAGCUGUAG
Messenger RNA from Prorocentrum cordatum, 1398 nucleotides. The record is from the annotation of a GenBank genome assembly. NCBI's taxonomy places the organism in Eukaryota, Dinophyceae, Prorocentrales, Prorocentraceae.